AUGCACUACAUCGGAAACUACCUCCUUUGGGCGCUGGCUGCCUGUAUCCUGUGUCAAGGAUCCUUCGCCGCGGACCAGCCGGGGUACAUAUGCCUCAUUGAGGAUUCAAUACAAAAUCAGUGCGACAGCAUUUGUCUUACUGAACUGAGCCCACGGCUUAACGAAGUCGUCAAGGCCCAGAACCAAGGGAAUACUAAGCUAGAGACAUUGAAAGUGAAAAUAGGAGAAGUUCAGGCCACGCUGGAAGGACAACUACAAGGAGUGGAAGCUAAGCUGGAAGGACAACAGGUGGUACUCAGCAAGGUGGAGGACUCCCUAGCAAAACUGGAAGGAAGCCUGCUGGCGGUACAAACCAAGCUGGAUGGACGACUACAAGGAGUGAAAAAUAAGCUAGAAGGACAACUUCAGGGGGUGCAAACCAAGGUGGAGGCUAAACUGGAUAAAGGUCUCCUUGCGGUACAAACAAUGAUUGAAAUCCAACUUCAAGCUGUUGUAAAUCAACUGCAGGCCGUGUUGAACAAGAUAGAUGCUGCCAAUGUGGCAGUCCCAGCUUUAUCCACGAUUACGAUACCACCUAGUUUCGAGCUAAUCGGUAACAGAUAUUUUCAAAUUGUAAAUGAAAGAGUGGAUUGGUAUACUGCUGAGAGAAGGUGUCGUGAGAUGGGAGGUUACUUAGCAUCCUUUCGAAAUGAAGAAGAAAUCAACGCCAUUAAAGAAAAACUUGUAGAUUGGCCGGCUUACUGGCUGGGCAUUAAUGAUAGGGAGAAUGAGGGCCACUUCGUAUCUGUGGCCUCACACAAGCCCGGAAUAUUCUUUAGGUGGCGUGAUGGACAACCAGACGACAAAAGCCACGAUAAGAAUUGCAUUUCAUUGUUUAAAGGCGAAAUGUUCAACGUCAAUUGCACCGAAACUCGUUUCCUUAUUUGCCAGGCGGACAAUGAAACUUAA
This is a messenger RNA of Drosophila kikkawai, 948 nucleotides long. RefSeq names its product accessory gland protein Acp29AB-like. NCBI's taxonomy places the organism in Eukaryota, Metazoa, Arthropoda, Insecta, Diptera, Drosophilidae. Gene Ontology annotation, molecular function: signaling receptor activity. The record is from RefSeq and is a predicted model, not a curated record.